AUGAGCCAUGCACCUUCAAGGCAAGAUGGAUUAGGGAAAAACUCCAGGUCGAAGGUUCAGAACAUUACGGGUGAACAAGUUCAGAGACUAAUUGCCAAGCUUGAUGUGAUUUCAAAGUUUCUACCAAAGGUUCCUUUUCAAGAAAUCUUAACAUCGCAAGACUACAUUAUUGGAGAAGCCAAUGUCGACAACCAAGGGGAAGAAGGUGGCAAGCAUGUCCUCCAAGAAGUUUCCAUCAUUGGCCACUUGCGACGCAUAAAUGCUUUGAAUAGCGAAACUACUCGAGCUAUUGAACUCGGAGCAGGAACCGCGAGAUUAUCCGACAGAUUGCAGCGUUCCACGAAUGCGACAUUGGAUCAUAUCAUGAUUGACCGCCAAAACUUUGCACAGAAUCACUGCCGAGAUCGUCAUUUGUUGGCAAGAUCCGAGAAGAAGGUUAUAGAACAAGCACGAGAGGAGAAAACAAGAGAAGAAAAAGCUCCCGUCAUAGAACGCGUCAUCGUCGAUAUUGGAUCAUUGCAGCUGGAUCACUACUUCGACAACUGUGACGAUGGACAAGUGGGGAAGAAAACACUCUGCAUGUCCAAACACCUCUGUGGUCCAGCCUGUGACUUGACUCUACAUGCACUAUCGAGGUCAGUGCAGAACUCUGGGCAGUGCCCCCCUCCACCAACUGCCAUUGCUACCUGUUGCCACUACCUUUGCACGUUUGAUAGCUUUUCGGGCAGGGAGUUUUGGGAAUCAACCGGUUUGUCAGAGGAAGAUUUCGUCGUCGCUACUGCUGUAAGUCAAUGGGCAAGUCUUCAGGAGAAGAAGAAUAAAUCAGCAAAGAGGAGAAAAGCAGAGAAGGGCGACACGACAGCUGGCACCAAAGAUUCCCGAAACAUUCCACAACAACACGCCACCAGUCUAUCCGAUUCAGAGGCAAGCACUUUGCCAGAUCUCUUCUCAGUCGCAUCACUUGCCAAGAAAAACCUUGAGAAAGCAAUGGAAGACCUAGAAAAGGAUUUCAUUCCCUCACAGGAGUUCGAGAGGCACUUCACGAGAGAAGAGAAAUCUCUGCUUGGAAUACGGAUAAAGCAACUGUUUGAUCUAUCGCGUGCUGCUUUCUGCCAGCAGCAACUGGGCUACAAGAGUGCAGAACUAGUUAUAUAUACUACACGAUCAACUGAGAACCGAUUGCUAGUUUUGCACUAG
Messenger RNA from Cylindrotheca closterium, 1197 nucleotides. NCBI's taxonomy places the organism in Eukaryota, Bacillariophyta, Bacillariophyceae, Bacillariales, Bacillariaceae. The record is from the annotation of a GenBank genome assembly.